Messenger RNA from Sus scrofa (pig), 4187 nucleotides. Lineage: Eukaryota; Metazoa; Chordata; Mammalia; Artiodactyla; Suidae. The record is from RefSeq and is a predicted model, not a curated record.
AUGUGAGGCCACGCGAAUGGAGGUGGAGGAGAUGUCUCUUUAACCGCUGCUUUUUAUUGGCUGAAUUCGUGUCCCUGGCCUCCCCUUCCUGGGCGCGUCCUCAUUUACUCUCAGAGAGAGGACCUUGCUUCACUCAGAGAAAGGACAAGGACAUACCCCAGAUUUUCUUCUCGGGGCGAAGGGGAGCAUGGUGGUGGAUGAGGAAUGAUCCCACCCCUGCUCCUCACCCAUCUCGGGGCUGCCCCUUUCCCCAUGCCUUCCAGUCCCCUCUAGACCCUCUGGCCUGUGCUCCUGCCCGGUGUGAGCUCUCCUUGCCAGGAUGUGUGCGUGGUGGGUGAGCCUUACACUCAAGUCAGCCUGGAGAUGACCUCGACCCCUAACCUUAUUUUUACCCUCGCCUCCCAGUGUCCUGGGCUGGCUGGGAAGCAGCCUUUAAUACCUCCCUCCCCACCCGGAAGGAGACAAGAGAGGAGCCCAUGGACAAGGCCUGCUGCCUGAGCCUGAGCUAGGACCACCUCCCCCGGACCGCCCGGACCCCCUCCGCCCCGAUCCUGCUGCUGGCGAGUCUGGGCGUCCGCAAGCACCAGAAGGAGGAAGCUCUCAGCCAGGCAUAACCGAGAACGCCGUCACCAUGACAACCAGUCACCAGCCUCAGGACAGGUACAGAGCCGUCUGGCUCAUCUUCUUCAUGCUGGGGCUGGGGACGCUGCUGCCCUGGAAUUUUUUCAUGACAGCCACUGCGUAUUUCACAAACCGCCUGGACAUGUCGCACAAUGUAUCCUUGGGCCCUGCUGAAUUGAGCAAGGACGUCGAGCUCUUGGCCACCUCCACAGCACCCUUGGCCACCUCCACCACACCCUCGACAGAGCGGAACUAUCUCAGCGCCAUUUUCAACAACGUCAUGACCUUGUGUGCCAUGCUGCCCCUGCUGCUGUUCACCUGCCUCAACUCCUUCCUGCAUCAGAGGAUCCCCCAGUCUGUUCGGAUUCUGGGCAGCCUGGUGGCCAUCCUGCUGGUGUUCCUGAUCACUGCCAUCCUGGUGAAAGUGUCCCUGGACCCUCUGCCCUUCUUUGUCAUCACCAUGAUCAAGAUCAUGCUCAUUAACUCGUUCGGUGCCAUCCUGCAGGGCAGCCUGUUUGGCCUGGCCGGCCUCCUGCCCGCCAGCUACACAGCCCCCAUCAUGAGUGGCCAGGGCCUGGCAGGCUUCUUCGCCUCCGUGGCCAUGAUCUGCGCCAUCGCCAGUGGCUCGGAGCUUUCGGAAAGUGCCUUCGGCUAUUUUAUCACAGCCUGUGCGGUUAUUAUUUUGACCAUCAUCUGUUAUCUGGGCCUGCCGCGGCUGGAAUUUUACCGCUACUACCAGCAACUCAAGCUUGAAGGGCCUGGGGAGCAGGAGACCAAGCUGGACCUCAUUACUAAAGGAGAGGAGUCAAAAGCAGGCCAAGAGGAGCUCAGAGUUUCUGCCUCCAACUCUCAGCCCAGCAACAAAAGCCACUCUGUCCGUGCCAUCCUCAGAAGUAUCUUAGUCCCGGCUCUCUCCGUCUGCUUCGUCUUCACGGUCACCAUUGGGGUGUUUCCUGCCGUGGCUGCCGAGGUCAAGUCCAGCAUUGCGGACACCACCAGCCCCUGGAAUAACUACUUCAUUCCUGUGUCCUGUUUCUUGACUUUCAACAUCUUUGACUGGCUGGGCCGGAGCCUCACAGCCGUCACCAUGUGGCCUGGGAAGGACAGCCUCUGGCUGCCGAUCCUGGUCCUGGCCCGACUGGCCUUCGUGCCUCUGCUGCUGCUGUGUAAUGUCCAGCCCCGCCACUACUUGCCCAUGGUCUUUGACCACGACGCCUUGUACAUCUUCUUCAUGGCUGCCUUCGCCUUCUCCAACGGCUACCUCGCCAGUCUCUGCAUGUGCUUCGGGCCCAAGAAGGUGACGCCGGCCGAGGCAGAGACCGCUGGAGCCAUCAUGGCCUUCUUUCUGUCUCUGGGCUUGGCGCUGGGGGCCGUCUUCUCCUUCCUGUUCCGGGCGAUCGUGUGACCAUGGGUGGCUGGAAGGACGGCCGGCAAGGACAGCACCGGCCACCAGCUCCCACCCGCUUCUUCUUCAGGGACAGGCAGGGGUCAUCUGGAGGUUUCCCUUCCAGCUGACUCCUGCUGCUUUCACACGGCCUGUGCUGGGCCUGGCACCCAGGUCCGGAGGAGUGAACCUCUGGAUGGACGGUGGGGACAUGGUGGGCCUGAGGGCCAGAGUCGAGGGAGGGGACACAGCCUCUGCAUCUGCUUAAGUACCCCCAACACACACACAUGGCUCUGACCCCUGCCUGAGCAGAGUGGCAGAGGCUCUGAGCCUUGCUCUGAGCCUUGGGGGGGGAUGUGUCUGUGUGUCUAUCUGCCUGUACCGGGGUGGCCAGGGGCCAGGACUCGUUGUUCUAAAGUCCGAUCUGAUAUUUCCAUCCGGCUUCUGGCCUCUUCCCCCUUCCUCUCCGUGUUCCUACCCAUCAUGAACCCUGUACAGUUGCCAUUUAUUUUGCUGCCUUUAUAUAUAUACACACACACACACACACACACACACACAUACUCAAAACAGGUGCCUUCAGAGGCUCUCUGAUUAAAUAAACUUUUUUUUUUUUUUACUCUCCAUGGCUUCCGUCCUCCAGGCACAGGCUCCCUGUCCUCCAUGCCCUGGAGAAACUAGAAGGAUGGCAGCCUGAGUCUGGGGGGAUGAGCAUGACCCAGAUGGGCCUUGGCCAGCGCUGGGCCUGGCUCCAAAGUGUGUGUGGGGGUUUGUCCUCUUAGCCCCGGAGGGACUACAGUGCCUCCUACUGGGGCCACUGAGGAGGGGCAGGCCCGGAGCCAGGACACCCAGACCGUUGGCCAUUCUCCUUUGCUGUUUCAUUCCUUUCAUAAGCCUGGGGGUGGAGACAGUGCCCCAUCUUUGUUUUGUCUUCACUGUCACCCCCUCCACUGUGUCCUCACCUCAAAGCCACCGGAGUGAGCACUCUAAAACUGGCCAGUCCCUUCCGCCCCCCCCCCCAAACUCCAGGCUGCCCCACUCCCAUCAGGAAAGUUCUGCUCUGCCUGGCACUCUGCCCUCACCCUGAAGCGCAGACUGCCUGGUGAACAAGGGGCUUAUGUGUCCUCAUUGAAGCUGGGCCCCCUCUUCCAAGACUUGCCUAGGGAGGUGUGGGGUGGUGGGGGCCAUACCACUGGGUCCCUGUCUCAAAAAUGACUCCCUGGAGUUCCUGUUAACAAACCUCAGUGGUUAACAAACCUGACUAGGAUCCAUGAGUAUGCAGGUUUGAUCCCUGGCCUUGCUCAGUGGGUUAAGGAUCCAGCGUUGCUGUGAGCUGUGGGUAGGUCGCAGAUGUGGCUCCCAUCCCAUGUGGCUGUGGUGUAGGCCUGUGGCUACAGCUACGAUUCAACCCCUAACCUGGGAACUUCAUAUGCAGCAGGUGCAGCCCUAAAAAGACAAAAGACCCUCCCCCAAAAAAAAUCCCUGAUAGGAAAUGGGACCAGAGUUCUGGGCCCCUGAACACCCCCCAUCCCCACCACCCCCACUCUGUCCCUUGGCGUUUCCAUCAGGGCUUUAUUUCUCACAAUUUAAUUGAAGGCUUCAGGCUUCAUUAAAGGCUGUUGGCACAUUUUUAAAGGUCUUCAGUGCGCUCUGAGGUCCUGACAGGGGAAUUAACUAUAUCUUCACAUUGGGAACCAGAGUCUGGAGUCCACAUAUAUGUCCCAGGGGUACCUGUCAACCUGGGAUAGGUAAUCUGAGGGCAGAAAACAUGGUGUUCCUUUCUUAUCAGGUUCAAAAGCCAGGGGGCGCCAUCUCUGCUCCCUCCCAGUCCACCUUGAUACCUCCAUCCUACCCAAAGCCAAGAGUCCUAUUGGGCUCUUCCCAUUAUGGCCCCUCAGGGACCCUGUGCUUCUUCCCUGGGUCCCUCCCCUACCUUCUGCCUGACCUUUCAGGAGUCAGGUCUCCAGCCCGGCCCACAGGUUGUCACAGGAUAAUCUGAAAACACGUUUAGUCACAGGCUGGUUUCUCUGGAGCAUGCCAGGCAUUUCCUGAUCCUCCACCAGCAGCGGGCAGUUCACACUGCCCUCCCCCCACUGCACCUCAGAACUUCUGCAACUGGUUUAUGCUCUUACCCCACUUACCAGUCAUGUCUUUCAGGUUCCAAUAAACAUUCCCUUUGUUUUCA